AUGCUGGUGCUGGCGGGGAGGCGAAGCGGCCCGAGCGGAGAAAGCGCGGCGCGCCGCGGCUGGCUCAGUGUGACGAUGGCGCCCGCCGCUCGCCGUGUGCCGCCUGCAGCAGCCGCCGUGCUCGUCCUAGCGCUGGCCGCGGCCGGCGUCGCCGGGCACGCCACCGAGAAGACGAAGCGGCAGAUCUUCCGGGAGCAGGUGUUGCCGCACACCGGCGGCAAGAUUCCGUCGGGGGCGUUCCGGGCUGACCGGCUGGCGCUCAACAGGCUCAACAAGGAGGGCAUCGCCGUGCCGGACGGCAUCUUGCUGGAGGCUCGCAAGCGCCAUAAGGACCCCUCCCAGCGCGGAGGGUCCGACCUGGAGGCCGCCGUCGUGAAGGUGACGCUGACGGACGACGGGCGAUACACGGCGCCGGAGGGCCGGCUACACGCCACGCACCCGGAGACGGUCGACUCGACGUACAUCAUCCGGCCGCCCUUCAAGGGCUUCGGUCGCCAGCACGGGCUGUGGCCGCCGAAGCCGCGACCUGCGCACAGCUUCGCUAUGCUUGAUUCUACUGAUGGAUCAAAAAGCCAUAAAACUAUGAAGCUCGCCACUAACACAGAUCUAGAUGAUGCUGUUUACAAGUGGUUUACACAAAAGAGAUCGGAAGGAUAA
This is a messenger RNA of Schistocerca nitens (vagrant locust), 657 nucleotides long. RefSeq lists its product as uncharacterized. The transcript has 4 exons. The record is from RefSeq and is a predicted model, not a curated record. Lineage: Eukaryota; Metazoa; Arthropoda; Insecta; Orthoptera; Acrididae. The coding region runs from base 1 to 657 and encodes 218 amino acids.